CAUCCAGAAGUAAGAGCAUUAUUCUAAGUUUUGCAAUAUGCCACAGAUGGAAGAAAUUUAGCUAUUUUAACCACAUUUUUUAUAUGAGCAUCCUGCAGAGACAAGGCGCAUUUAAACUUGAUAAAACUUUCUUAACAUUAUGUGAUUGCGCAGUCACAUGAUAAAUGAGCUGUUCAGUUUCGUUUUUCUCGAAGCGUCAAACUUUCGAUUCGCUGUUCGGGCGUCUCGGCGAAGUGGAAGAACAGUGGGGACACAAAUUUCACGCUCAAUGGAUUUCGGAAUCUCUCGAAUGGAUCUGCAGACGGAGAAGCGGCUGGUCAAGUUGUUUUCCAGCCGUGUGAAUUUAUGUCUGCUGUACCAGGGAAGUCGCCACGGAUUCAGCAUUUGUACUAUUCAAGAGAAAACGCAGAAACAGGGAAACCUAAUUUUUCUGGCUUAUUUAGAAUCAGGGGCAAUCAUGGGAGGAUAUUUAGGCGGAAAAUUUCCAAGUUUACAUUACUCAGAAUGUGUUCAAGAUAAAAAGGCGUUUGUUUUUUUAGUGAGUCAGAACACCGCGAUCCAUUUCCCGGUGGUGGAUGCCUGUCAAGCUUUCCAUAUCAAAUCAAAUGAAACAAAAAUGAUAUCCUUCGGAGAAUGCCUGAACAUGGAAAUGAAGAAUGAUAGCUGUUUCGUAAAAGUUGGAAAUGACGCGGUUUAUAACACCAGCUGGCCUGAGAUUACCGAGUCUUGUGUGGAUGUGGAGGUACAUCGCGUACAGGACGCUGGAGAUCUGAUGCUUCUACCAUGGAGGGAAAUGUCAUGGACAGAGAUUUACAGGGAAAAUUUGAAAAAGGAUCUGGUCUCGUACAAACCUGACAUUGUGGGGCUGAGCCAGGUGCGGGCUCUGCUACUGGGACCAGUGGGAGCUGGAAAAUCCAGUUUCAUCAACUCCAUUAAGUCAGUGCUAUGCAGACACGUGGUCAACUUGCCCAUCACUGGCAGUGGAUCUGAUGGUUUCACUAGUAAGCUGAAGUCCUACCCAAUCCGGGCAGAGAAAGGAGGUCAGCCAAUAGCGCUGACUCUGUGUGACUUAAAGGGCCUGGGGGACACUGAGGAGACCGGACUGAGCCUGCAUGAUGCCCUGGCCGUUAUCAAAGGACACGCACCAGAAGGAUAUAAGUUUCAGAGCAAAGCACCCCUUCAGCCCAACUCCCCAGGCUACCGUGUGGACCCGGCCCUGCAAGACAAGAUCCACUGUGUCCUGUUUGUUCUGGAUGCAUGCAGACUCCACUCUUACAGCAAGGAAUUGAAAGACACACUGAAGAAACUUCACUGGGAGUCCUCGGAUUUGGGCAUUCCACAGCUGGUCCUGCUCACACACGUGGAGCUGGCCGGCCCCUCAGAUAUGCACAACAUCUACGCCAGCCACAAUCUGCGGGAGAAGAUGGAAGAGGCAGCGGAGAUGGUCGGGGUCCCGCUGUUUUCUGUGCUGCCGGUUAAGAACUACGCCAGCGAGCUCAACGUGGACUACGACACCGACAUCCUCCUGCUGAGUGCAGCAUGCCAGAUUCUGCAUUCUGUCGACUAUGCCUUUGAGGACUAAUACGCCCCCUCCCCCUACUGUCUCUCUAAGAAUUCUGACCUUUCUGACUGCAUUUAACCCAAAGGAAAAUGAGCACAGGGGUGUUGGCAAUACAUACAGUACCAGUACAAAGGUG
Paramormyrops kingsleyae is the source of this 1697-nucleotide messenger RNA. Its product is annotated as interferon-induced protein 44-like. The record is from RefSeq and is a predicted model, not a curated record. Lineage: Eukaryota; Metazoa; Chordata; Actinopteri; Osteoglossiformes; Mormyridae. Gene Ontology annotation, biological process: immune response.